Colias croceus (clouded yellow) is the source of this 2967-nucleotide messenger RNA. It is a transcript of the gene Ktl, whose product is annotated as BTB/POZ domain-containing protein KCTD12. NCBI's taxonomy places the organism in Eukaryota, Metazoa, Arthropoda, Insecta, Lepidoptera, Pieridae. The transcript has a single exon. Bases 75 to 776 code for a protein of 233 amino acids. The record is from RefSeq and is a predicted model, not a curated record. Gene Ontology annotation, biological process: protein homooligomerization.
UGGGCGCGGGCGGGCGGCAGUAAGUGGGUCAGAAGGGGCGCGCAGCCGCGGCAUUGCGUUCCCAGCCUCCGACCAUGGCGGACGUGCCGCCCGAAGUGCUCGAGCUCAACGUAGGCGGCGUGCACUAUGCCACUACACGUGAAACGCUGUUGCGCGAACCGGACUCGCUGCCGGCGGCCGCGUUGCAAGAUCCCGACCAUCCUCGCGACGCCCGCGGCCGCAUUUUCUUCGAUCGUGACGGUGUUCUCUUCCGCUACGUGCUAGACUACCUCCGUGACGGCGGCCUCGUGCUGCCUGAAUGUUUCCGCGAACACAAGCGGCUCGCGCGGGAAGCGAAGCACUACCGCCUGGCCGGCCUGGAGAAUGCCGUCAGAGAUGCCGACCCGCGGCCCCCGAACCGGGAACGCGGCUGCAUCACAGUGGGAUAUCGCGGCAGCUUCGCCUUCGGCCGAGACGGACUCGCCGAUGUCAAGUUCAGGAAGCUGUCUCGUAUUUUGGUAUGUGGUAAAGUAACACUGUGUCGGGACGUAUUCGGAGAAACAUUGAACGAAUCGCGGGAUCCUGACCAUGGAUUGGCAGACAGGUACACGUCGCGUUUCUUCCUGAAGCAUUCCUUUAUAGAGCAGGCGUUCGACAUGCUCCAAGAGCAAGGGUUCAAGUUGACGGCGAGCUGUGGCAGCGGAACUGCCGGUGGAGCCGCUGAACUCAAGCCAGGUGUCGAUUCAGAGGAAAAUCGUUGGAACCACUACAACGAAUUUGUUUUUGUACGCGAAUAAUCAUCCCAUGUAAUAGAUAUCAGCUGAUUAUUAAAUCGUUAACCCAUAAACCGCAAUUCGCGGUUUAAAUUCAAAUUAGUUACAUGUAUGUUUAGAUGUUUAUUAACAUUAUUAAAUUAAAAUGCAUUGUAUAGGAUCACUUUCAUAAUUUUUGGGACUGCAAUACAUACAUAUUAAAAAUGUAUUAGAAGAGUAGGUAGUCUCUAUAAAAGCAGAUUUAUAGAUCUAAAAAUUAUAUUUAUUAUAAAAAAUGUUUAAUUAGAUAUAGAAUGUAGAUAAAAAAGAACCUUAAAUGUAUUCAUAUAUCAAAUAGGUGUAAAACAUAGUUAAAAUAUAGGUAUUUAAAUGUAUAAAAUUAAUAUAAAAAUGUUUGUAGUUGUAAACCUUUUCAUAGUUUUAUGCAUUGUUUAGGAAAUACGAGCACAUUGAUAAAUAAAUAGGCCUUAAUAAAAUCUUGGUCUGGAAAAAGGAAUUUUUUGAAGAGUAAAAAGGAAUUAAUGAGGAGGGGUACGGGAAUUGAGCCUCCGGUGCUCCGACUCAAACGAUAGCUAGACAUACGCAAGAUCUAAUCUAAAAUGUUGCUGUACUCUAUACUAUAAUUAUAAAAAUUCUUUAACUUUUAUAUCCUACUUCUUUAUAUAUGUAUAAAUUAUAUUUUUCGAUUAAAUUGUAUCUAUUUGCCAAACGUUAUAUGUAUCAUGUACGGUUUUAAACAGUAAUUGAUAGAAAAUACAUACAUAUUAUAUUGACCUGUGUUGUGAUAUUAUCUCCUUUAACUUGUGUAAUCAAUUGUAUAAUAAUAGGUCAUAUCGGAUUUCAAUAGUAUACUUACAAAAAAUGUAAAUUUGAGCGCGACACACGUACCUUAUUAAAAUAGUCAAAGAAAAUCGUAAUAAAUUAAAUAAUAUAGAGCAUUAGUUUAAAAUAAUAGAAACAAUUUAUUACAUAGAAAAAUGAGUGGUUAUGGAUUAAUAAAUAAUUCUUUAAUAAUAAAAAUCAAAUUGUUAACAAGAUAUUAGUUAUGUACGUAUUAUAGCGAAUAUUUACCAGUUAGUGUUUUGUCUUUCACGCGGACUCAUUGGAAAGUUAGAAACAUGAAAAAUAUAGGUACGGAGCUCAUUCAUGAAACACUUUUGCCGGUACCCUAAAUUUUUUUUUAAAUUCUCCAAGUGUGGUUUUUUCACUUUUCUUCCGUUGUUUUGUGAAAUAUGUACCUAACGGAGAUAACAUAGCUAAAAUGAAAAUCUUUGGAUAUAACAACAAAAAUAUUUAUACAGUUCCUAUUUUCCUUUAACUACAUAACUAGGUAGGUAGUUUAUUUUACAGAAUGUAUUAUUUUUCGAAUCCCUAAGCAUUGAGUUAAUAUGUACUACGUACGUACAUAUUAACUCAAUGUCCCUAAGUUAUUUUCUUAUUCUAUUACAAUAUAUAUUUUUAUUAUGGUACACCUACUAAUAGCUGUAAAUACUAUCUAUAUACCUACAUUAUACCUACCUAAUAUGUACACAGUAUACUGUGCAGUAUACAUACGCCUAGUACCUAUAUGAAAACUGUUUUUUUCAUCUAUUAUUUUCAUCAAUAAUAAAGAAUUGUAGAGUGCAUAUCUAUAUUUUUGUUGUGUUAAUUAAAAAGUUCGAUAUAGAUCUAUUUUGGCUUGAUUAUAUGUUCUGUCUGUGAUAUGUACUGAAAUAUCUAAAAGUAUCGAUUAUUUUGGUGAAUUUUAGCCUGAAUAAGCUUUCGUGAGACCUUUGAGAUUUCGUAAUAUCUAGGUUGUAACUAAGGGCACGCAACACCUACAAAGUUAUGUUUAUUUUUUUAAGUUAUAAAUGUUUUGUAACUAUAUGUAUGGAAUAUAUUGUAUGUAGCCAAACACAGAUAAAAGUAAGAUAUUUUUUCAAAUUGUACUUCUUUUCUACUAGAUUUAUUUGUAAGUAUUUAUCAUAAAUACCUUUUGGAAUGUUUUAUUUAGUAUCUAAAUUUAUUUGUAUAAUUGUAAAACUAGUGCCUCUUCUGAUUGUUGCCAAUAAUUCACUAUAAAUGUACCUAAUUAGUGAAAGGAAUUACAUAUUACAUAAUAUAUAUAUAUUUAAUUGUAUUAUUGUUAUAUUAAUUGUUAGUUAACACAGUUAUGAUGUAUGAUUAGACAAAUUCCUAAAAUAGUAUUGUGAUUAAAGGUAGUUAAAUAAAUGAA